AUGGAUUUUCAGAAAAAGAGUGGCGCAAGUUUCCCUGAAAAAGGCUCAACACUUAAGAAACCCGCUACACCUAUCAGUGAAGUGGCAGCGAAAGCGGAAAUGGCGAAAGCAGAGGCUCCUGGCUCUGAAAGGACUGAUUCCGGUGCUUCAUUGGGCGCUGAUAAUCCUCAGGUUAUAGCGAUCAUUAACGAACCACCUGGUGACGAGGUUUCGGAGGGCUAUCUGGAUAAGUUGGAAUUUGUUCUGGAGACUGCAGGGACGUUUAUGUGGGGUAUGAAAAAGCAUAUGGCAGCCGAUGAGGCAGCAUGGAGGGAGCUUGCUAAAAGAAUCACACUUCUGCGAGCAGAGGGUUAUGACGUAAGGGCUGGUACUAAAGAAGCGAAACUUCGGCGGCUAACUUCGACCCAAAAUACAAGUCUUAUGGAAAAAGUGACCAGAAAAAAGAAGGUCGGUUCCCGAAAUUUACUGAUUAUUAUCAGGCUUAUUACCGUAUUAAGGUGA
This is a messenger RNA of Cooperia oncophora, 501 nucleotides long. NCBI's taxonomy places the organism in Eukaryota, Metazoa, Nematoda, Chromadorea, Rhabditida, Trichostrongylidae. The record is from the annotation of a GenBank genome assembly.